This is a messenger RNA of Ostrea edulis (European flat oyster), 8222 nucleotides long. Its product is annotated as serine-rich adhesin for platelets-like. The record is from RefSeq and is a predicted model, not a curated record. Bases 275 to 6802 code for a protein of 2175 amino acids. The transcript has 13 exons. NCBI's taxonomy places the organism in Eukaryota, Metazoa, Mollusca, Bivalvia, Ostreida, Ostreidae.
UGACUUUUAUUAUUUGUUUUUACUUAUAGAAUUUAAGUUCAACUAUGCCUAUACUUGAAGUAAAGAUUAUUUCACUGUUCGAAGAACUUGAAAAUGAAAAUCAAUUCUGUCUUGCAAUCGCUAGUUUAUUGUAGUGCAGAGUAUAAGGUUAAGUGCAAGUUUCUUGAAUUCAGAAAACUUGUCUUCAGAUGACUUAAAUGACAUCUUUGAAAAGAACUUCUUCACGGAGAUUUAGAUUCAUGAGAUCGUGCUAUGUUUAUAUUUCUAUUCUAAGAUGUUGUCUGCUGUUGCUGUCGUCUUGUUAAUUACACUGCAGGCCAUACAAACACCAACAGCACAAACUAUCGGUUCCUGUUCCUUUGUUUUCCAUGGGACUAGUGUACACGGAGUGUCUUAUUACAGUCUGACCACCAUAACGGCGACCGAGUGUCGGACAAACUGCUUCAGUGAUACCAGAUGUAACGGUUACACCCACAAAAGUAGUGUGGACAGGUGUAGAUUGCACGAGACGACACAGUAUCAGUCCAACUCCUGUUCUGAUUGCUCGUUUUAUUCCAAAGUCUGUGACACAACCACAACCAUGCAAAUACCAACAACACAAACCAUCGGUUCUUGUUCCUUUGUUUUCCAUGGGACUAGUGUACACGGAGUGUCUUAUUACAGUCUGACCACCAUAACGGCGACCGAGUGUCGGACAAACUGCUUCAGUGAUACCAGAUGUAACGGUUACACCCACAAAAGUAGUGUGGACAGGUGUAGAUUGCACGAGACGACACAGUAUCAGUCCAACUCCUGUUCUGAUUGCUCGUUUUAUUCCAAAGUCUGUGACACAACCACAACCAUGCAAAUACCAACAACACAAACCAUCGGUUCUUGUUCCUUUGUUUUCCAUGGGACUAGUGUACACGGAGUAUCUUAUUACAGUCUGACCACCACAACGGCGACCGAGUGUCGGACAAACUGCUUCAGUGAUACCAGAUGUAACGGUUACACCCACAAAAGUAGUGUGGACAGGUGUAGAUUGCACGAGACGACACAGUAUCAGUCCAACUCCUGUUCUGAUUGCUCGUUUUAUUCCAAAGUCUGUGACACAACCACAACCAUGCAAAUACCAACAACACAAACCAUCGGUUCUUGUUCCUUUGUUUUCCAUGGGACUAGUGUACACGGAGUAUCUUAUUACAGUCUGACCACCACAACGGCGACCGAGUGUCGGACAAACUGCUUCAGUGAUACCAGAUGUAACGGUUACACCCACAAAAGUAGUGUGGACAGGUGUAGAUUGCACGAGACGACACAGUAUCAGUCCAACUCCUGUUCUGAUUGCUCGUUUUAUUCCAAAGUCUGUGACACAACCACAACCAUACACAUACCAACAACACAAACCAUCGGUUCCUGUUCCUUUGUUUUCCAUGGGACUAGUCUACACGGAGUGUCUUAUUACAGUCUGACCACCAUAACGGCGACCGAGUGUCGGACAAACUGCUUCAGUGAUACCAGAUGUAACGGUUACACCCACAAAAGUAGUACCGACAGGUGUAGAUUGCACGAGACGACACAGUAUCAGUCCAUCUCCUGUUCUGAUUGCUCGUUUUAUUCCAAAGUCUGUGAAACAACCACAACCAUAGAAAAUCCUACUACACAAGUAUUUGAUACUUGUACCUUUGUUUUCCGUGGGACUAGUCUACAUGGAGUGUCCUAUUACAGCCAGGUAACCGUGACAGCGACCGAGUGUCGGACAAACUGCUUCAGUGAUACCAGAUGUAACGGUUACACCCACAAAAGUAGUGUGGACAGGUGUAGAUUGCACGAGACGACACAGUAUCAGUCCACUUCCUGUUCCGCAUGUUCCUUUUUCGACAAAGUCUGUGACACAACUACAUCAAUAGAAUCCCAAACAUCACAACUCUCUGAUUCCUGUAUCUUUAAUUCCCAUGGGACAAAUCAAAGCGGAGUGAAUCCUUACGAUCAACCUACCAUGACAGCGACCGAGUGUCGGACAAACUGCUUCAGUGAUUCCAGAUGUAACGGUUACACCCACGAGAGUAGUACCAACUAUUGUAGAUUGCACGAGACGACACAGAAUCAGUCCACUUCCUGUUCUGAUUGCUCUUUCUUUUCCAAAGUCUGUGACACAAUCACAUUACCGACAACAGCAAGUCAUGAGCCUCCUGACUGUUUGGUGACAUCAUUCAUUGAUCAUGGUUCGGGCACAAAUGGUUUUAAUGAUCGAACUAUUUCUGUGACGAAUUCUUCAUCUGACUGUCAAACAUUGUGCGAAAACAAUUCAAAUUGUCGAGUUUUUGUUUUUGAAAACGGAAACGGCACAUGCAGUCUAAAUACAAAGGACAUGGUAUGGCAAACUCUCUCGCAGUCUACAUGUGAAGAACAAUGCCGAAACGAUGAGACUUGCAAAGGUUAUUCCUACAAAACUAGCACACAUGCAUGUGCCCUUGGUAACCUGGAUGUUUCCCGAUACGGAAGCCAAUCCAUCAACUUCUUUGCAAAGAAGUGCGGAUCAGAAAUACAUCCAACCACUUGCCACGGUGCAUCAUAUUUUCAAUUUGGACCUUAUCAUAGAGUGCAAAGAGAUGAAACGCAACAUUCAUCGAAUUCCUUCAUGCACUGCAGAAGUGCGUGUCUUAAUGACGUCAGCUGUAGAGAUUACAGAUACAACAAGACGGGUAGAGCGUGCAGAUUAAGCGCAACCGAAUUUAUGGGAAGAAUCGCAAGAUCCCUGCUGAAGUGUGAGAUGAUGUGCUCGGAAGAUAUUCAUUGUUUUAGCUACUACUUCAAAACUGAUACUAAACGAUGUCGGAUGAGCUACUUGAAUACUAGUAUGGAGGUGUCCUGGUGUGACUCAUGCAUGUUCUCUGUCAAACAAUGUGUUCAUGAAAAUUCAUCAUAUUUGCUGAACACCACGGCCCCAGAGGUCUGCUAUGACUAUUAUACAAUUGGAAUGGGAAUAUCAUCAACCUAUUCUGUUCUACAUGCCUCCACAUGGACAGAGUGUGAAAUGCAUUGCUCCAAUAAUGACAAUUGCAAUAGUUACCAAUAUAAUAAGAACGGAAGCAAUGCUUGUCUCCUUAGUCAACAUACCACUCCGAAUGCCAGCUGCCCUUCGUGUAGCUUUGCAUUUAAACGCCCCUGUGAGAUAACAACAUCCAUAUCAACGGCAUAUUCAAAAGAAUCAACUGAUGAAUAUCCAUUUACCUCUAUGAAUUCAAAUACAAGAACUCAAACUUCAACGACUUCAGAGGGACCCCCUUCACUCUCUUCAGAAACAACACCUUCUUUACAAGAUUUUCCUCCGACAUCCAGCAAUUCAUUUAAAGCCAAAACUUCAGCAACAUUGGCAAAAUCGUCCUCUGAUCUAGAACCACAACUUUCCUCACAAGAAUCGACCCAAGGUUAUCCUUCGACAAUUACCAACUCAUAUACAACUCAAAGUUCAACUAAUUCAGAGGACAUGUCUACUGAUUUAGAAACAACAGAAUCUAUAUCAUAUACACCAUUAACUUUUUCACAGGAAUCAACACAAGAAUAUCCACCACAAUCUACGAAUUCAUAUACAACCCAAAGUUCAACUGUGUCAGACAUAAUAUCUCCUGAUGUAGAUUCAACGCCAUUUAUAUCAUAUUUACCAACAACGUCCUCACAGGAAUCAACACAAGAUUCUUCAUCAGUAUUUACCAAUUCAUAUACACCUCAAAGUUCAACUAACUCCGAGAAUUUGUCUCCUGGUUUAGAAACAACACAAUAUAUAUCACAUUCAUCAACAGCUCCUUCACAGACAUCAACACAAGAUUCUGCGUCAGUAUCUACCAAUUCAUAUACAACUCAAAGUUCACCUAACUCCGAGAGUUUGUCUCCUGAUUUAGAAACAACACAAUAUAUAUCACAUUCAUCAACAGCCCGUUCACAGAAAUCAACACAAGAUUCUGCAUCAGUAUCUACCGAUUCAUAUAUAACUCAACGUUCAACUAACUCCGAGAAUAUGUCUCCUGAUUUAGAAACAACACAAUAUAUAUCACAUUUAACAACAGUUUCUUCCCAGGAAUCAACACAAGAUUCUUCGUCUGUAUCUACCAAUUCAUAUACAACUCAAAGUUCACCUACCUCCGAGAACUUGUCUCCUGAUUUAGAAACAACACAAUUUAUAUCACAUUUAACAACAGCUCCUUCACAGAAAUCAACACAAGAUUCUACGUCCGUAUAUACCAAUUCAUAUACAACUCAAAGUUCACCUACCUCCGAGAGUUUGUCUCCUGAUUUAGAAACAACUCAAUCUAUAUCAUAUUUACCAACAGCUUCUUCACAGGAAUCAACACAAGAUUCUGCAUCAGUAUCUACCAAUUCAUAUACACCUCAAAGUUCACCUAACUCCGAGAGUUUGUCUCCUGAUUCAGAAACAACACAAUCUAUACCAUAUUUUACGACAGUUUCUUCACAGGAAUCAACACAAGAUUUUGCAUCAACUUUUACCAAUUCAUAUACAACUCAAACUUCAACUAACUCCGAGAGUUUGUCUCCUGAUUCAGAAACAACACAAUCUCUAUCAUAUUUAACAACAGUUUCUUCCCAGGAAUCAACACAAGAUUCUUCGUCAGUAUCUACCAAUUCAUAUACAACUCAAAGUUCACCUACCUCCGAGAACUUGUCUCCUGAUUUAAAAACAACACAAUUUAUAUCAUAUUUAACAACAGCUCCUUCACAGAAAUCAACACAAGAUCCUGUGUCCGUAUAUACCAAUUCAUAUACACCUCAAAGUUCACCUAACUCCGAGAGUUUGUCUCCUGAUUCAGAAACAACACAAUCUAUACCAUAUUUUACGACAGUUUCUUCACAGGAAUCAACACAAGAUUUUGCAUCAACUUUUACCAAUUCAUAUACAACUCAAGCUUCAACUAACUCCGAGAGUUUGUCUCCUGAUUCAAAAACAACACAAUCUCUAUCAUAUUUAGCAACAGCUCUUUCACAGACAUCAACACAAAAUUAUCCAACAGUAUCUACCAAUUCAUAUACAACUCAAAGUUCAACUAACUCCGAGAAUAUGUCUCCUGAUUUAGAAACAACACAAUAUAUAUCACAUUUAACAACAGUUUCUUCCCAGGAAUCAACACAAGAUUCUUCGUCAGUAUCUACCAAUUCAAAUACAACUCAAAGUUCACCUACCUCCGAGAGUUUGUCUCCUAAUUUGGAAACAACUCAAUCUAUAUCAUAUUUACCAACAGCUUCUUCACAGGAAUCAACACAAGAUUCUGCAUCAGUAUCUACCAAUUCAUAUACACCUGAAAGUUCAACUAACUCCGAGAAUGUGUCUCCUGAUUCAGAAACAACACAAUUUAUAUCAUAUUUACCAACAGCUCUUUCACAGGAAUCAACACAAGAUUAUCCAACAGUAUCUACCAAUUCAUAUACUACUCAAAGUUUACCCACCUCCGAGAAUGUGUCUCCUGAUUUAGAAACAACACAAUAUAUAUCAUAUUUAACAACAACUCCUUCACAGGAAUCAACAGAAGCUUCUUUGCCAGUAUCUACCAAUUCGUAUACUACUCAAAGUUCAACCAAUUCCGAGAAUAUGUCCCCUUAUCUAGAAACAACACAAUCUAUAUCAUAUUUACCAACAACUUCCUCACAGGAAUCAACAAAAGAUUCUUCAUCAACAUCUACCAAUUCGGAUUUAACUCCUGACCUUUCAACGACAACAUUUUCUACAUACAUAUUAACACGUUCUUCACAAGAAUCAACGCAAGAUUUUCCAUCAAUAACAACAAAUGUGUAUACAACAAGUCAAACACCAACUAAUUCGGAGGACCAGUCUCCUGAUCUGAAGACGACACAAACUGCAUUAUAUCCGUUAAUAGCUUCUUCCCAAGAAUCAACACACGAUUCACUGUCGACUUUUACCAAUUCAUAUGCGACAACUCAAACUUUGAAUCACUCUGAAGAUUCACACUUUUCAUCAGAAACAACAGAAUCUGCAACACGUGCAUUAAUAACAGAAUCUGCAACACGUGCAUCAACAACUGAAUCUGCAACACGUGCAUCAACAACAGAAUCUGCAACACGUACAUCAACAACAGAAUCUGCAACACGUGCAUCAACAACAGAAUCUGCAACACGUGCAUCAACAACAGAAUAUGUAGGGCAAGUAUCAACAGAAAAAAGCGUCAGUUCACAACAUUUAUCAAAAACCACCAACUCAUUUACAACUACCAAUCCUGUACCCGUUUCGAACGAUUUGCAUCCUACUUCAGACACAAGACAACCUACAACAUAUGAGGCAACAGUCACAAUUUCCAGUUCACAAGAUUCCUCUCAAAAUCCCCUUUUCAUAUCCACGAAUUCAUAUUCGACAACUCAAACUGAAGCUAUUCUAGAAACAGUAUUCUCUGAUGCACAGACGACAAAAUCUGUAUCACAGACGUCAACAGAAAGAGACACCGCUACACAAGGUUAUGCAGAGGUCAAACAAAUAUCAAAUGGGACUGUCAAAUGUACCUGUAUCUGUCAACAUAACAACUACACUUUAGAAGAAGCGAUUGAGUUAAGGAAGCAAACAUUACUUGUCAAGAAAACACAAUUGUCAUCAACGAUCAGGAAACUCACAAGUGCCCCGGAUGUCCGUCAUUCCUCUGCCGUGAUGGGUAAACUAGGCAUCGCUGUCAUAGGCAUGGUGGCCGGUCUCCUUACUUUUGCAGACAUUUGUUCUGUAUCGUUAUUCAUCUGUAAUGUUUUUAAAAAGCAUGUUAAAUGUCAGUUGAUGAGUAAAGACGAAGAAAAAUCACGCAUGGUAUAAUAUACCUUAUGCUGGUUUUGUGAAUAUUUGUUUUUUCUCUUCUUUAAUGAAGAAGGAACAGUUCGACUAUUUUUUGUUGCGAGUGUUGUACAUUACAGAGAUCAACAGUCGAUAUUUAUCAUAGCAGUUAACAUUUUUCAAAGCAUUUAUCGAGUGGUUAACUCUGAACGUUUUACUCACAAACUGAAUGCAUGUGUUAAGUACUUUUAUGUUAAGUUUGUGAGUAAAAUGUCCAGUUUAGUUGCACAUCGAAAAAUUCUUCAAAAAGAAUGUUUGGUUCUUGUAAUUCCAAUUGGUUCACUGUAUUAACAAUUUCGAAUAUUUGUUCGUAUUGUUUCUUGCUUAACGUCCCUCUUGAAAAUUUAUCACUCAUAAGAAAACGUCAUCAAGACCGGUGAUGGGCUUCAAAUUUAGGCCUACACUCGGCGCUUAUGGCCAUUGAGCAGUGGGGGUUCUUUAGCGUGCCACAUCUACUGUGACACGGGACAUCCGUUUUAAGAUAAUCUCCGAGGACCCGUGACAUUCACACCUGAUGUCGAGCGUUUGACGAUGGAACUGGCACUACCUGUUUAAACGACUUAGGUCUGUCGCGGCCGGGAUUCGAAUCCCGACCUUCCGCAUGCGGGUCGAACGCUCUACCUCUAGAACACCGCGACGGUCUAAUAUUUGAAUAGUUUCCCGCAAUAUAUCAUCUGUUUCCUGGCGCGUAUGAAUACAUUGCCUUCUCGGAUUUAUUGAAUAUCUGUAAAUCUCGUUCAGCUUUAUUUUUGUCCAUUCAAAACAAUUUUGAUAAAUAACAUUGGAAUUAUACUGUAGAAAAUAAGACUAGAAUAUCUUAGAGAUCAAUGCAAGUUUAUAUAAAUUGUAGACAUCGAUAUUUGAUUGUAUAUUUUGUAGACAUCGAUAUUUGAUUGUAUAUUUUGGAGAUCGAUAUUUGAUUGUAUAUUGUGGAGAUCGAUACUUGAUUGUAUGUAGGGAAGAUCGAUACCAGAUUGUAUGUUGUGGAGAUCGAUACUUGACUGUACAUUGCAGAGAUAGAUACUUGAUUGUAUAUUGUUAAGAUCGAUACUUGACUGUAUAUUGUGGAGAUCGAUACCUGAUUGUAUAUCGUGAAGAUCGAUAUUUCAUUGAAUAUUGUGGAGAUCGAUACUUGAUUGUAUAUUGUGGAGAUCGAUAUUUGACUGUAUAUUGUGAAGAUCGAUACUUGGCUGUGUAUCAAUUUUGGACCGUAUAUCAUACCCGAAAGACCUGUUAUUUUCAUUGAUACUGUCAGGCGCUUGGAGUAGGAACUAUCAAUAAGGUGACUAAAUAUCAAAUACAUUUAGAUCAACUUAUUCACUAUUUCAGGUAUUGCUUAUUCUAAGGAUAUUUCAUUUAAUGUUAUACAGCAUUUGUAAAUAAAAUUAUUUUUCUUACAGUU